AAAGCUGUUGCACGUUAGAAAAAAAACUAGCCCUGUUCUUUCAAUCAACAAUUUUGACUUGAUUUCUCUAUUACAAACCCUUUUUUAUUUUUCAAUCAUUAGAAAAAUGUUGAUUUAUCUCAUUUUGGUAUCGAAAAUUAUAUUGAGUGUGCAAAUGUCACAAAAUAAAAGUUUCAAGUGAAAAUGUGAUAGUUCCUACGAUAGCCACCAGGUGGCGAAAAUUGGAAAAUAAAAAUGUCCGACGUUGUUUUGUCCACAUUUUAUGAUGUUUGAACGCUUGAUAUAGGUGUGUCGUCAUUUCAGUUUUGGUGUUUAACGUAAGAAGUUAUCAAAAUGGCCCCAGUAGUUACGGUUGAUAUGGAUCCUCCCCAGGAAGAAGAGGAACAAUCCUCCGCCCCCAUCAAGCCUGUUAUAGGCAUUAUAUACCCUCCACCAGAGGUGAGAAACAUUGUAGACAAAACAGCAAGUUUCGUCGCAAGAAAUGGUCCAGAAUUUGAGUCGAGGAUUAGAUCCAAUGAAAUCAACAACCCAAAAUUUAAUUUCCUCCAGCAAAAUGAUCCAUACCAUGCCUACUACCAACAUAAGGUUAAGGAUUUUGCUGAGGGAAAGGGACAGGAACCAGCUGCCCCUAAACCUGGUAGUAUGAUGAUGAAUCUUAAAUCCCAACAACAAGAAUUAAUUGAACUCAUCAUCCCUAAGGAACCCCCACCUGAGAUGGAAUUUGUUGCUGAUCCACCAUCAAUUUCUGCAUUUGAUUUAGACGUUGUGAAACUCACUGCUCAGUUCGUAGCUAGAAAUGGCCGACAGUUUUUGACAAAUCUGAUGAACAGGGAGCAGAGAAAUUAUCAGUUUGAUUUCCUUCGACCUCAACAUAGUUUGUUUAACUACUUCACCAAGUUAGUUGAACAAUACACAAAAGUUCUGAUUCCACCCAAGGAUCUUUUGAACAAGCUGCGAAAGGAUGCUGAAGCUUCAAAGCCAGUUCUUGAGCAGGUGAAAUACCGUGUUGAGUGGGCAAAGUUCCAGGAGCGUGAACGACAGAAAGAGGAAGAGGCAGUUGAACGGGAGCGUGUAGCAUAUGCGCAAGUUGAUUGGCACGAUUUUGUCGUAGUUGAAACAGUUGAUUUUCAGCAAAAUGAAGUUGGAAACUUGCCACCACCUACGACACCUGAAGAAGUGGGAGCUCGUCUUCUUGCACAAGAACGUGUCGGCCAGAGAGGAGAUGAUGAUGCUGCUAUGGAGAUUGAAUCAGAUGAAGAAGGCUCAACAUCGGAAGAGGAGUCAGAUGAAGAGGAAGAAGACGCUGAACCCGAGAAGCCACCAAGACCUGAUAUCAACACUCAAAUUGAAGACAUGGAUGAGGAUUCUGAUGAAGAGCAGCCUCAGCAGAGACCACCUCCUAUGAAGCCUCCAUUGCCUCCUUCUAGACCCCCAUUACCCCCCUCUGAUAAACCCCAACCCCCUCCCCUGCCACCGAUGCCAGGUCAAGUGGUUGUUAAAAACUACAACCCGAAGGCGCCUAAACUCCUUCCGGAUAACCCACUCUCAGAUCAGUUCCUCAUCUCCCCUAUUACUGGAGAGAAAAUCCCAGCAGAUAAACUUCAACAGCAUAUGAAAAUUGGGCUACUGGAUCCGAAAUGGAUGGAGCAGAAAGAUCGUGAAAUCGCUGAGAAAAGGGAACAAGAGGAGGUAUUUGCCCCUGGAUCCUCCAUCGAGAGCAGCCUGAAGAAUCUAGCCGAGAGACGUACUGAUAUCUUUGGUAGUGAAGAAACGAUGAUCGGUAAAAAGAUUGGAGAGGAAGAAGGUCCUGUAAAGGAGAAGGUCACAUGGGAUGGCCACUCAGCUUCUAUGGAGAAGAUUUCCCAAAAGGCUAGGGAGAACAUCUCCAUUCAGGAACAGAUUGCUGUAAUUCACAAGGUUAAGGGUUUCAUACCAGAUGAGGAAAAGGAAAAGAUUGGGCCUGCAAUGCCCAAGACAACCCAGCAACAGGCUCCCUCAAGUCUACGCACCAUUGUGCAACAAACCCCCAAGGAACCACCCAAGCCACAACCCCCUAAACCAGCUCCCCCUAAGGCUGCUCCCCCAAUAUCUAAACCCCUUCCUCCUCCCCCAGUUGCAAGACCCCCAAUGCCUCCAAACAUGGCACCACCCCCUAUGCAUAUGCCACCUCAGCCCCCUGGAGGUAUGGUAGUUAUGCAGCCCAGGCCUGUACCACCCCCUAGGCCUCCACAGUUGCUAGCAAUGAGGCCCCCAAUGCCCCCAAUGAUGCAGCCUCACAUGGGUGGACCCCCAGGGUACAUGCCAAGGCCCCCACCCCCCAGGCCCAUGGAUCAGCAGAGACCCCCACCCAUGAGGGAUGAACCGCCAUCCAAGAAGGCAAAGACCGAAGAUAACCUGAUACCAGAAAAUCAGUUCUUGGCGCAGAAUAAUGGUCCUGUCCAGUUUAACGUCCAAGUUCCUGAUCAGUCUGACAAACCAGAAUGGAACCUUAAGGGUCAGUCCCUCACAUUUACCCUCCCCCUUACGGAUAACGUCUCUGUCAUUAAGGCUAAGAUCAACGAGUCGCUUGGGAUGCCGGCUGGAAAGCAGAAGUUGCAAUACGAAGGCAUGUUCAUCAAGGAUUCCAACACUUUGGCAUUUUACAACUUCACUAAGGGAACCACUGUUGUCCUGCAGUUGAAGGAGAGAGGAGGCAGAAAGAAAUAAGGAAAUGAUGAAUGAUCAAGGAAAUAUAGAAGGAAUAUGGACAUGAUAAAGGAAUCAGGAAAUGAUUAAGGAAGAAAUCGAUGAGGGAAGAAAUCUGGACAUAAUACAUGAUCAACUCAAAUAUUUUUAUUAAUGAUUAGCCUGAUUUUUUGCCGAACUAAGGCAAGAAGAGACAAUUAUGUCUUCAGAUGAAGGCUAGGGAAUUUUGGACUCUUAUUGAAUUUGUAAAUAUUUUUUGUUUUGUUUUAUGUUACUCAGAAAUCAUGAGGAUUGAAAUAAUUUAGAAAACAGUGGUUUAUAUUACGUAGUUAUGCAAAAUGUAUCAUGCCUGAAU
Messenger RNA from Owenia fusiformis, 3040 nucleotides. The record is from the annotation of a GenBank genome assembly. NCBI's taxonomy places the organism in Eukaryota, Metazoa, Annelida, Polychaeta, Sabellida, Oweniidae.